Messenger RNA from Sinocyclocheilus grahami, 2258 nucleotides. It is a transcript of the gene kcnj20, whose product is annotated as potassium inwardly rectifying channel subfamily J member 20. The record is from RefSeq and is a predicted model, not a curated record. Gene Ontology annotation, biological process: regulation of monoatomic ion transmembrane transport; potassium ion import across plasma membrane. The coding region runs from base 140 to 1879 and encodes 579 amino acids. The transcript is spliced from 5 exons. Gene Ontology annotation, cellular component: plasma membrane. NCBI's taxonomy places the organism in Eukaryota, Metazoa, Chordata, Actinopteri, Cypriniformes, Cyprinidae. Gene Ontology annotation, molecular function: inward rectifier potassium channel activity.
UUUUAUAUUUAUAUAAGUCCAGACAUCCAAGAUAUUCUCGGUACUUGCUUGUGAGACCAGCUGCCCAGUGCUUUUGUUGGAAUCAUUCACACUACCUAGCUUCACCUCACUAGCGUAAAGUAGUGCCAUUUUCUCAAUCAUGCUGAGUGGAGUCAGAAGCGCUCCUGUUGAAGAAGGCAGAGGCACCUCGGGGCCGACGCAAGAUGAUGCCAGGACCAGACCAGCCACAAUCAACAAUUUAAAUCCCAAAUCCAGCUGUGUUGUGUUGUGUAAACCUGGAGAUGGAGUGCGCCAUCAGUUGUAUAUUCCUACAAUUCUCCCUCAAAGCGAUAAUCGCCCCGAUUCAACAGGUGGCAACUCCCUUCCUUUGCCAGACAUUAUGCCAAACCAGGCCUCCAAACCAAGCGUGUCCAUUCGGCGCCACAAGAGCACCACGGAUUUGCCCUACAGCCCUCAGCGUGGGUACAUGCGUGGCCAGAGACCCAGUAUCUGUGCCCCCACUGAGGCUGAGCUGGCGCUGAUGCGGCGCUGCUCUUUACAUGAGCCGAACAUUCGUCCAUGUUGCCGCCAUGCUCUUAGUGUUCCCAACAUGGCAAGUCCAAGCACAAGCCCUCUGUGGAGCACCCCAUCCCGCAGUGCUCUCUGCACACCUGUACGGGACAUAGAGUGCAGUCCUAAAGCACGCAACAAGCUAAUAGAGAGCGAGAAUGCGCAGACUCCUACUUGUCCACCGGAGCUUCGCGAACAAUGCCGUUACAUCUCCAAAGAUGGGAAGUGUAGGGUAGACUUGGCACAUAUGGCUGAGAGAGAACGAUUCCUGGCUGACAUCUUCACGUCUUUUGUAGAUCUUCAGUAUAGAUGGUUUCUUUUCGUGUUUAUGAUGUGCUACGCAGUCACCUGGUUUAUUUUCGCAGGGCUUUAUUCGCUAAAUGCAUUCUUGCGUGGAGAUCUUGAAGUUCCUGGUGACGCUGAUGUUUGCUACACAAAUAUAGAUGGCUUUGUGUCAGCAUUGCUCUUCUCAGUAGAAACACAGAGGACUAUUGGCUACGGCGCUCGCACGGUUUCGCCACGCUGCUACGAAGGUGUGCUUUUGGUCAUGGCGCAGUGCAUUGUGGGCUCCAUGAUUGAUGCCCUUAUGGUGGGCUGCAUGUUCGUCAAAAUUUCGCGUCCCAAGAAGCGCGCAGAAACACUUCUUUUCAGCCGUACUUGUGUUGUGGCCUACCGUGAUGAUCGUCUUUGCCUUAUGUUCCGUCUCGGCGAUCUGCGUGAGAGCCACAUGGUGGAUGCCAAAGUACGCGCUAAACUCAUCAAGUCUCGGCAGACGUCAGAGGGGGAAUUUCUCCCGCUGGAGCAGUCUGAGAUCGACCUGGGCUACGAGAGUGGCUCUGACCGUCUGUUCCUAGUGGAGCCGCAGGUCAUUCAACACACCAUCGAUUCCAGCAGUCCUUUCUGGGAGCUUGGGCCGGAGCAGCUGCGGAAGCAACAGUUUGAGAUUAUUGUCAUCUUGGAGGGCAUUGUGGAAGCAACAGGAAUGAUGUGCCAGGCGAAGACUUCCUACAUCGAGACGGAGAUCGAGUGGGGAGCCCGUUUUGAGCCGUGCAUGACACUGGAGAAAGGGGCGUUUCGAGUCGACCUGAGACGCUUCCACAGCACAUAUCCCGUGCCUCUUCCGCCGUGCAGCGCGCAGGAACAGCAUCACCUGCAGACACUCCAAGUGGGACUGGAGCUCCAGGAAUCUCUCAAAGACGGUGCUAACUGGAAAUUGGGUGGAGACGACCAAGAAGACGACAUUGUGAAACCACCAGGAGCAUGUACUUUCACUAUCCACAACAUCCAGGAGGAGCGAGUGUCAGAAGUCAACGAAUGCGAAUCUCUUUAGUUGUUGUGAGUGCGAUACUGACGGUGCCCUUUCUCAGCGGUUCAGGUUCCGGAAGUAUUGUUCCAAUGUGUUUUCUCUUUAGGCAUGUCCAAAAAUCUUAAGUAGCCUGAGUAAUUCUAAAUAUAGAGACUGGAUAGGUUAUGCCAUUUACUUUUUGAGCGUGUGCGAUCACUGCAGAGGUUAUUUUCCCCUCUCUCGUGUGGGAACGCCGUUUUAAACACUAGACAUCGUACGUUUGCCUACUUUGUAAGUGGUUACAGAGAAAAACUGAACAUUAUACACUAAACGAAACCAUACAUUAAAUAAGAAACACUAAACCGUGUUGUUAGGAGAGGCAUGACACAUCAAACAAUGUCAUGUACAGUCGGCUCAAGCUGUC